AUUUCAUUUCGCUCCACCUCGAUUCAUGAACAUAAUUUCUUCGCGACCGAACCUCGAUUUACCUCUGUUUGUGUAGGAUUACUAGUCCAAAGACCAGCAGCAACUUCUGCAGCAAGUGCCACGUCUUUUCGCCAGGACAAGCCAUUGCGAAUACGAAGCAAGUCAGCUUCUCAUCCUCGAAAACGACAAAUUUCCCUCUCCAGAUUCGCCGUCGCACCAUUACCGAUUCUCUGGAAACCCAACAUUUCAGUUGCCGGAAGGCUUGUUCGUCUAGAAAAUGCAUCUAGCAUUUCCUUUGAGGAAAUCCUCAAAUCCUCCGCCGUAUGCGAAUCGAUCAGCGCGCUUCCCGGUACUGCGCAGAAGCAGGGUGCAGGCUAUCAUACUCUGCGCGUGUGCAGUAGGCGCGGUCAUAUUCAUAAUCUCACAGCUUUUCGGAGGGGGGGAUGGCGUACCAUCAGGGUCACCGCCUGUGGUGAUAGUGACGGUGCUGGAUCCAGAAAACUACAAUAAGGAGUACAUAAAUAACAUAAAAGACAACAGGAUAGAGUACGCAAGGAAGCAUGGAUAUGUAACCUUUUUUCCUACGGCCAAAGACUACGUCUUGGAUGGAGCCCCUGAUACAUGGGCAAAGAUUCCCGCGAUUCGACACGCAUUGACGAAAUUCCCGUACAGUACAUACGUUUGGUAUUUGGACCAGAAUUCAUUGAUCAUGAAUCCGGAGAUGACAAUUGAGGGCGACAUCAUGAAUCCCAAGAAGUUGGAGAGUUUGAUGAUAAGAGAUCAGUCAGUUGUGCCACCAGACAGUGUCAUCAAAACAUUUCCAUAUAUCAAGGGUGCCAACAUCGAUUUUGCCCUCACUCAGGAUAAGGAGGGUUUGGUACAGGGCAGUUUCAUCAUUCGCAAAGGGGACUGGAGCAAAUUCUUCCUGGAUACCUGGUUUGACCCAUUGUACCGCUCAUAUAAUUUCCAGAAAGCGGACACGCACGCUCUGGAGCACAUUGUACAAUGGCACCCAACAAUCCUCUCAAAGCUCGCUCUAGUACCACAGCGUACAAUGAAUUCUUAUUACAAGGGAGAUACUGAGACUGGAACAUACAAAGACGGAGAUUUCGUAAUCCGGUUUCCUGGAUGCGAUCAAGCUGGGCGCAGCUGCCAGGGAGAGGCUGAACCUUUUUCGAAACAGUGGAAGACAGCUUUCCGCGAGCGAUGAUAAUUACCUCGAUUCAACCCUUCAAGAAUACUAGGGCUGCAUAAGCCCCACGAUCCACGAACGAGCAACGACAUCGGCAGCAAGAACGGCGUUUGGGGUAUAGGAGAGAGCACGAAGAAAUGUCUAUAUGUGUAUAAUCUUGCAUGGGCAUCUGCAUAGGGCAGGUAACCUCUAGAACAGGCGUUUGCAGCGAUUCGGAUGGAGAAUGCUAUUCUCCCUUGUACAAUUACUUUUGACAUACCCACAGCAGUCUUUGGAACUGGCCUUCAAUUCUGGGGAAUAAGAGAUGGGCUAGACCAGUGUCUGUAAAGACGCCUGAGACAUAGGAGGAAUGGACAUAAUUGGCGCCACCAUCCCGUCUGAUAAGACAGUCUUGGAAGAAUACCUGGCGCCGCGAGGCUGAUAUAAAUAUGUGAAGUGAAGCCCUUGUACGAUUUGAAUUAGAACAUGACCGGCCGGCCGGCC
Messenger RNA from Mollisia scopiformis, 1675 nucleotides. RefSeq lists its product as uncharacterized. Gene Ontology annotation, cellular component: mannan polymerase complex; Golgi membrane. The transcript has 3 exons. The record is from RefSeq and is a predicted model, not a curated record. Gene Ontology annotation, biological process: protein N-linked glycosylation. The coding region runs from base 278 to 1210 and encodes 310 amino acids. Lineage: Eukaryota; Fungi; Ascomycota; Leotiomycetes; Helotiales; Mollisiaceae. Gene Ontology annotation, molecular function: alpha-1,6-mannosyltransferase activity.